AUUACAGAAGUUUGUGGAGCUAAGCGCGUGGGUUAUUUUGGCCCUGCUCAAUUUUACAUUGCUCUGAAGUUAAUUGCGGCAGCACAGUCAGGGUUCCCAGUACGGAUCGAGAGCAUUAAGAAUGAAUUGCCUCUGCCGCGAUUUAUGGCGCUGAAAAAUGACAGUGAAGUACGUUACGGGACUCCAGCAGAACUCCAUGGAGUUAAAUUUCAGGUUCCACAUGCAACUUUGGAAAAAAAUUCCUACAAAAGAACAGAUGAAGGGGACAAACAGGAACCCAAGUCUCCUCCCUUGUCUCCAAUCUGCUCACCUCCUGCUUCUCCAUCUACUUACCAGAGAAUACCCCUGAGUUAUGGAUAUGGUAAAGCAAGAAGUGGACUGGAGCAGCAACAUGGAGCUCCUUAUGAAGUCAGACACUGUACUCACCAGCAAGAUGGGCCAUCAUCAGGGAAUUACGGAGCCAAAUCUGCACUCAGCUGUUCAACUCCUAAUCGGUCUCUUUCAGUGGAGCGGGAGCAGCAGGACAGCAGCACCCACUACUCAGAUGACCCUUGGAGGAUAACAGAGGAGCAGCGAGAUUACUACAUUAACCAGUUCAGGUCUCUGCAGCCCGACCUGAAUGCCUUCAUUUCAGGUUCUGUAGCAAAGAACUUCUUCACAAAAUCAAAGCUGCCCAUCCCAGAACUUUCUCACAUCUGGGAGCUGAGCGACGUGGAUUGCGAUGGGGCGCUGACACUCCCAGAGUUUUGUGCUGCUUUCCACCUUGUGGUUGCAAGGAAGAAUGGUUACCAGCUGCCUGAGACACUGCCAGAGACACUGCUGCCCGAGUACCUUCAAGCAGCUUCUUUGAAGCCCAUGCGUGACUGCACACUGUUUGAUUCUUACUCGGAGCCGUUGCCAGGCAGUCAGCAGACUCGGGACUUGGGUCGGACAGAGAAACCAUCAGCUGAAGAGGUACCUGAUAACUCUGCCCUGUUACAAGAUGGAAAGAAAGAUGACAAACAAGCUCUUAAAGUAAGCACUACUCUCAAAACUAUACCAAAGGAAUUUCAGCACUUGACUGUGAAAACAGCUGCUCAGGAAUCUCAUGCACUUAAAGCCAGGCCACGAUCCAGGUCUUAUUCUAGCACAUCAAUAGAAGAUGCCAUGAAAAAGGGAGAAGAACCCCCUACGCCACCUCCAAGGCCACAGAAAUCACAUUCCAGAGCUUCCUCUUUGGAUCUGAACAAAAUAUUUCAGCAAAAC
Molecule: messenger RNA, 1245 nt
Organism: Acanthisitta chloris (rifleman)
Lineage: Eukaryota; Metazoa; Chordata; Aves; Passeriformes; Acanthisittidae
Gene: REPS2
Product: RALBP1 associated Eps domain containing 2
Exons: 12
Biological process (GO): endocytosis; endosomal transport
Cellular component (GO): cytoplasm; plasma membrane
Molecular function (GO): protein binding; calcium ion binding
Source: RefSeq, a predicted model, not a curated record